GCAGUGUUUGCUAAUCCUGGUUCAAAGAAAACGCAUUAUUGAUAUGUGGAAGCUCGAUGGUUUGAGAUAGCUGCUGUAUCUUCGCCUGCAAAGUGAACUGUAUUUGACUGGACUUCUGGGCAAGAAAGAUGAUGGCAGCUCUGGUGAAUGGUCGUCGUGGAGGUCGCUCUCCUCCUUUGCUCAUGGCUGGACUUAUCGGCUGUAUUCUCCUGCUCGGCUUUAACUACUGGGUGUCCAGCUCUAGAAACCUGGAGCUGCAGACCAAGCUACUGGAAUUGGAAGACCGCGUACGGCGAGCAUCGGCCGAGAGGGAGCGUGAGCAGCUGAGCAGAAGCGAGGCGGAGGAACAGGUGCGCAGGCAAUCCGAACAACUCACCCUCAUGGAGAACACACACCAGAAACAGCAGCAGAGUGCUGAGAAGGUGUGGAAACAAGAGAAGGGGAAUCUACUGCUCAACAUUUCCUCUAGUGGCAAAACCGUUCAAGAAAUGAAAAACCAGAUGAAGAAUCUGCUGGAGGAUCUCAGUAGGGUUCAGAAGGAGCUUCAGUCAUGCCAGAACAACAUGAACACGCUAAAUAAAAAGCUCACCUACGACACGACUCAGUGUAACACGCAGAUCUUAGCCCAGAAGGAGGACUGCAAUGAAAAGAUUGCAGCAGCCAAACUGGAAGUGGAGAAGAAGUACGAGAAACUAAGCUCCGAAGCUCAAAACCAGGCUUCAGUCAGUGCCACUCAAAAAGCAGUCUCUAAGCCUGCUUCAGAAAUCGCUGGAAAUGAGUCGAAUAAAAUUACUGGAGCUUUGGAGACAAAAAUGACUCCAGGAAACCUGGAAACCAACGAAAUUCCACAGAUCAAAGCUGUAACCGUAACUGUAAAAGAUUCCAACAAAGACGAGCUGCCAACCACACCCAGCCCACCCAAUCAGAAUGAAACUUUGAGCAACCUGACCAAUGAUGAGGCCAUGGCAGGAGUGAUGGACAUCAAGGGGGAAGAUUUAAAGACUGCAGAUGCUCUGCUGGAUGCUGCAGUAAAUGAAGAAGUGAAGGAAGACGCCGCCAUAGAAUACGACAACGAACGCGAGAUCGAGAAACGCCUGUCCAAUCUCAAAGGUGAUAAAGCAGCUGCUCAGGAGUUUGAUGAUGAACUGGCCGACUACAACGGUGAUGACGAGAACGAGCCUGAGUUUGAGGCCGACAAACAGGCAGAACUCGCAGAGGCCUAACGCUCAUACAGACUCACACUGGCUGAUUAACACUCCAUUUAUAUCCUGCUUUCCCAGAUACCUCAAACAGACUUUAAACUUACAUUCUGUGCUGGGGAGCAGGGAAAAGGUUUGCUGGUAAAGUUUAUGGGCAUUUCACAUCAUUUUCACAUCAGCUGAGGAACCACCAGUCUCUCACUGCGAACAGUUCGGGACUCCUCAUGAAACAAUACUGAUACUGAAGAUCUUUUAUCACUGUUACAUUUUAAACAGCUUUGUAAUGACAGGCUUGUAGGAGUUUUAUACAACAUGCCAUUCUCAGGGCAGCAGGCCACGAUUACUUCUGUAUAUACUGUAGAUAUUUUUUUUAAUAUAACAAGAAGUCUGAGGACCAAAUAUUAAUGUUCAGAUGAAGGAAGUACUAAAUAUGGUUAGCAUUCUAAAAUAUCACUGACGUUUAAAGCGUCUCAGAUUAUAAACCAUUUCAAAUGAUCUAAGUAGUUAAAAAUAAAAAAUAAAACAGGAUAUAAUAUAACGCCUCCACAGCCUUCUGCCUUCCAGUAACAGCAGGCAGCCAAAGUAGUAGUGUUCCAAACCAGACACAGUUGUACUAAACACAUGUCUAAGUAGUACGCUAGACAUGGUGGUGUUAGUACCUACGCAUGUGUGCAGUAUGCUAUCAGAGAUAGCAUCAUAGCGUUAGCAACUUAGCAUUUCAGCUAAUUUAAAGCAAAUCAAUUUUGUUAAUGUAGGCGGUUACUAAAGCGCCUUAAAGUUAGUUUUCGUCAGAAUGAAAUUUUUAUUAUUACAAAACUCGCAUUAAUACAUUUUUAACGACGGUAAAUGUAAAAAAAAAAUGUUUUUUAAUGAAAUUGUCACUUUGCAGCGUCACCUUCAAGACUUCCCACCUUAUAUAUUCUGCUUUUUGCUGAAAACGCACGUCAAGUGUAUUUGAAAAUGGAUUUUUGCUAUGUACAAUGUCUCAAAGCAGUUUUACCAGGACCAAAAACCCAACAUAAGCACGAUAAAUAAAUAAAAAAGAUUAUUAUUGCACUGUGGUAAAUUAUUGGAACCUAAAACAAACUCUAAAUGGUCAGAAUCAGAAUCGAAGUGGUUUUAACUUCGGUUAUCUGAACAUCUAAACGGAAUCCUGUCAGCCCUGAGAAGAGGUUUUCCUACAAGAAAAUCAUUCCACAGGAGAUUCAGCCUUUUAAUUACUCUAGAUGGUUCAAAAAUGAAUGUAUGUACAAAAUGAUCAGCUUCAGCCUUUAACUUCUUACCUGAAAAACUGAUCUACAUAAAUCAUAGUUAAAACGUUAAAAGUUUUUUUAUGGUUUGUUUGCUUAGAACUUUUUCUCAGAUAAGAAAAAGCUAAUCUAUAUUUAAGCAUAAUUUUGUUGUUUUUUAAUUCCAAUACAUGUAAAUAAAACAAACACCAAAUAAAAUCAUAAACUGGUUUUAUUUUUUGUCCAUAAAAGAAAUGAGACAGAA
Trichomycterus rosablanca is the source of this 2693-nucleotide messenger RNA. RefSeq names its product golgi membrane protein 1 (gene golm1). The transcript has 10 exons. Bases 129 to 1223 code for a protein of 364 amino acids. NCBI's taxonomy places the organism in Eukaryota, Metazoa, Chordata, Actinopteri, Siluriformes, Trichomycteridae. The record is from RefSeq and is a predicted model, not a curated record. Gene Ontology annotation, cellular component: Golgi apparatus.